Molecule: messenger RNA, 1662 nt
Organism: Anas platyrhynchos (mallard)
Lineage: Eukaryota; Metazoa; Chordata; Aves; Anseriformes; Anatidae
Gene: MARVELD3
Product: MARVEL domain containing 3
Cellular component (GO): membrane
Source: RefSeq, a predicted model, not a curated record
GGGCCGUGCCGGGCCAUGGCGGAGCGGAGCGGCGCUCGCGUCCCGCGGGCGGGAGGCACCGGGGCGGGCGGGCGCGCCGUGCCCGGAGCGGGGCCGCAGGGACCGCCGGGGAGCCGCGCCGCCGCGCCGGGGCCGCUGGAGUGCCGCCGCUGCCGGUACCUGUGCACGGCCAGGGCCUGCUGCCAGGUGGUGGGAGCGCUGCUCGCCGCGCUGCUCCUGGUCUGCGGCUCCGUGUCCUACGGCUCGACGGGAGGCUACACGGGCGUCGCCAGCCUGGGGGGCAUCCACUACUACCAGUACGGCGGGGCGUACAGCGGCUUCGGCGGAGCGGACGGGGAGAAGGCCCGGCAGCUUGACCAGCGUUUCCACCUCCUCAAGCUGCCAAUUGCGAGGGCAGCAAUGGCCGUGGGAGGGUCUUUAACGGUCUUCUCCUGCCUUCUCAUUUUGUUUGGCGUCUUACGGGUACCGUGGCAUUUUCCAGCAUGGCUCCUACUUGAAUGCACCCUGGACGCAGUGGUAGGCAUUGGCUUGGUGCCUGCUCUGUACUAUUUCUUCCAUCAUUUGCUGGAGGUUUAUAAUUCAUCGGUGUGCAAAGAGAGAGAGCAGCUUUACCAAAGCAAAGGCUAUCAGGGUUUUCGGUGCAGCCUACAUGGGGCAGAGAUUGCUGCUGGCCUCUUAGGCUGCACAGCUGUCAUGGCCUACCUGCUUAGUGCUGGCCUGGCUGUCAAGGGGUACAGAACAGUUCGCAAACUGAAACAGAAGCCAGUACAAGUCUAUGAGCUUUAGAAUUAUUCCUCUGCUCUAGUAAUGCUCAGGAUUUUUGCCAGCCUCCUUACUGAGGUGAAACAGCACAUUUUUCUUGCUUGUUAACAGUGUAUCCUUAAUGCUACAACAGAACAGACACAGAAACAGUAUAGUUCCAAAUAUAGCAAAGCCAAGCUAUUCAAACUUGGAUUUGCAUUGUUGAAUUAUUAGUGGACACAUUGUCCUGCGGAUUGUCUUCAUCUGGCUGCUCUCUUAGUAGAGAAUGGCUGUUGUUGACUCUAGCAAGCUGCCUUUACAGGUAGUGCUUCUACCCCCUCGCUCAAGGCUUGUUCUCCAAUGAGAUCUUGCUACAAGUAGCUGGCAAGUCACCAUAAAUAACAAAACAGGAACAAAUAGAUUAAUCAGAACAAGUUAGAUAAAUAUAAACAUCAGGUGCAUAUCUGUUUUCUCACAAUUGCACGUCUGAAUGACCAUUCUCACCUCUUAUACUGGUCAGCCACUGAAAUUGGAAGAGAGCCUUCAAUUACAGCUUUGAUGAUACUCCGAGUCCGGUUAUCUCAGAUGUGCUCCAACAAUGUAUUUUCUCUUAGCCACUGCUAAAACCAUUUUUUUCUUUAGCAAAUUUGGUUUUGAAUGCUUCAAGGCUAUGCAGUCAGGGAGCGUACUGUGCUACUCUUCUGGAGAAAUCUUUGCUCACAAAUGUAGAUCGUUGAAAGAGAGGUUUAACUAGGCUCUAGGUUUCUCCCUCAGUCUCAUCUAGUACUUUGUGUACUAGGACAUCGCUUAUGGGAAAAUGUAGUACCCAGCACCUUCCUAAAAAUAAGAUAGCUGAUGUUGAUAAUCUCCCAGCAGGUAUCAGGUAGCACAGCUGGUAUCUGUCAUGGACACACAAGAUUG